AUGUCAUCUGCAAAGUCUAGGUCGUCUAGCUGUAACCAUGGUGUCCAUUGUAACCCAUUUAUUCUAUUGUAUGUGGAUGAUUUCAGUCUAUUGCAAGAAGAAAAAGAAAGGGUAACAAAAGACAUCCCUGACGAACUCCUGUUUUUACUUCGAAUGGUUCCGUCAUUGUCCUCCAUCCUUGACGGACGGAAGUUUUCAAGUUUGUUAUUUAUUUUGUUAACUAUUAGAUCAUACACAAUAUCCGAAGGAAACUUUGUCAUCAUGGACAUACAAGAUAAUCCCUCGUCAUUAUUAGAAUCAGAUAAUCCUAGUCCUCAGGAUCGACCAGUAUGGAGUCGAAAAAUAGAAUAUCUUUUAUCUCUGUUUGGUUACAGUGUGGGACUGGCUAAUAUCUGGAGAUUUCCUUAUCUUUGUAUGAGAAACGGAGGAGGUGCCUUUUUGGUUCCGUUUUUUAUCUUGCUGUUCACCAGUGGAGUUCCUCUUUACUUUUUGGAAGUAGCCCUUGGACAGUUUACUGGAAAAAGCCCCAUUGUAGUAUGGUCCAUUUCCCCGUUAUUCAAAGGCCUUGGAUGGCUAAUGAUGACACUCUCCUUUCUGGUGGCUUGGUACUUCAACUUGGUCAUUGCAUGGGUUCUCUAUUAUUUCGUCCAUGCUUUUUUCCCAAAGAUCCCCUGGGCCACUUGUGAUAACUGGUGGAACACAGAGCAAUGCAUCGUCAGCCACAAGGAUAGACUUAACCUAAACAAUUCUUUGACGAAUCAAUCUACAGCAGCAUGGACUAUCAAUGAAACCGAAUCCCUUUUCAAUACUUCCUAUGGUAGCCAGAAUAUAACAUAUAAUACGGCAGCAUAUGAAUUUUGGCAUUAUAAUGUUCUUAGACGUUCUGAUGGUAUAGAGUAUCCUGGUUCUGUUCAGUGGCACCUGGUUUUGGUUCUUCUUGCUUCCUGGGUAUUGACAUUUGCAUGCCUUAUUAAAGGUAUACACUCAGUGGGAAAGGUCGUGUAUGUGACGGUUAUUUUUCCAUACAUUCUAUUGACUAUUCUCCUGAUACGUGGUGUAACUCUUGAUGGCGCCAUUGAUGGAAUUCUUUUCUACCUGACCCCAGACUUUACAAAACUUCUACGCUUUCAAGUGUGGCUAGAAGCAGGACUACAGGUGUUCUUUUCUCUUGGUCCGGCCUGGGGAGGAGUCAUUACUAUGGCAAGUUACAACAAGUUCAACAACAAGUGCAUGAAGGACGCUUGGUCUGCUACUUUGGCCGAUGGUCUGACGUGUUUCUAUGCUGGCUUUGUUGUCUUCUCCAUCCUAGGAUUCAUGGCCAAAGACGUCGGAAUGACAAUGGAAGAAAUUUCAACCUUUUCAUCAGGACCUGGACUAGUAUUUGUGGCGUAUCCAGAAGUUAUUACGAAACUUCCGAUGCCCCACCUGUGGGGAGUCAUGUUUUUCCUCAUGUUGAUUACUAUUGGAAUAGACUCCCAGUUUGGAAUGUUUGAGACGGUUGCAAGUGGAUUAGCAGACAAAUAUCCCAAACAGCUGAGCUCUCGGAAAAUCUUGACUACGGCCAUUUUAUGUCUUUUUCUUUUUGUAAUAGGAAUUCCAUUAACAACUAAUGGAGGUAUAUAUAUUUUCCAGUUAAUAGACUGGUAUAUUGCCACUUUCUGUAUCUCACUGGCUUCAUUCCUAGAGUGUGUCAUUAUAUCGUGGAUCUAUGGUGCUGAACGUUUCAGUCGAGAUGUAGAACUGAUGAUAGGGCGAGGUAUCCCUAUUGCGAUGAGAAUAAGCUGGUGUAUUGUCACUCCUUUAAUCAUGAUGGUUUUACUUUUGAUGGCAAUGAUUAUGUAUGCCCCACCAAACUCAGCCACUUACACCUAUCCUGAUUUCGCUAUUAGAAUCGGUCAGUUUUUCGCCGUUCUCCCUCUGCUACCAAUACCAGUGAUGAUGACCUGGGAAAUCCUUCGAACCAAGGGUUCAUUCUUUCAGAGAAUAAAGAACCUUGCUCGCCCGGAUUCUAGCUGGGGACCCAAUAGUAAGCGUCACUGGCAGACAUACAAAAUGUACGAAUAUAAGGAUGGACUGUUAAACAGAAUCAAAGUGAAUCUACUGGGAGAUCGUAAACGUUCAAAUAUUAGAAAUUAAAAAAGAAAAACUUGUUUUAAACUAUAAUAUUUCUGUGAACAUAUUCAACAUAUCUUGAUAAACAAUGAUACAUUUAAAAAAAUCUUUUUAAUCAUCCAUAUCAAUGAAGGUGGCUUUUACUGUCUAAUUUCGUCUUUUACAAUUACUAUUGUAGAGUUCUCACUGAACUCAAAAGUGUUUGUCACAUGAGUCAAAAUACCAUCAAGUCUAGCUGCUUGUUUAUUAAAAAUUUAGAUAUUAAACUAGAAAAAGAUGUUAUUGGUAACAUUACAACAGAAAUUUAUAAUAAACGUGAUGACUUUG
Saccostrea cuccullata (small rock oyster) is the source of this 2439-nucleotide messenger RNA. Its product is annotated as sodium- and chloride-dependent glycine transporter 1-like. Bases 1 to 2136 code for a protein of 711 amino acids. Gene Ontology annotation, cellular component: plasma membrane. The transcript is spliced from 15 exons. The record is from RefSeq and is a predicted model, not a curated record. Lineage: Eukaryota; Metazoa; Mollusca; Bivalvia; Ostreida; Ostreidae. Gene Ontology annotation, biological process: sodium ion transmembrane transport.